Episyrphus balteatus (marmalade hoverfly) is the source of this 1064-nucleotide messenger RNA. RefSeq names its product cuticle protein 16.5. The record is from RefSeq and is a predicted model, not a curated record. NCBI's taxonomy places the organism in Eukaryota, Metazoa, Arthropoda, Insecta, Diptera, Syrphidae. The coding region runs from base 125 to 943 and encodes 272 amino acids. The transcript is spliced from 6 exons.
UUUUGUUACUCAAUAACAAAUAUCUGCCCUCAAAUAAAAAAAAAAAAAACGUUUUAGUUUUGAUAAAACAUAACAAUUUUUGUGAUAUAAAAAGUUAAUAUUUAUUAAAUAAAAUAAAAUCAAAAUGGCAUUUAAGGUAAUUUUCGUCAUCACCGCUAUCGUUGCCUGUGUACAAGCUGGUGGACCAGCAGCUUACUCCAUUUCUGCCCCAAGUAUCGAUCAUGGAUCCGUAGGACAAUCACAAGAACAUACCAUUAAGGGCCAUUAUGGACAAAACUCUCAAUCAGACUACUCGAGUCAAGUAACAGCCGGUCAUGCUGUAUCACAUGUCUCCCGUUCAAGUACUACCAACGAUGCUCAAGUUGUUGCUCCCAGCUAUGGCGGUCACUUAGUUCAAGCUGCACACGCUAUUUCUGCACCAGCUAUUGCUCACAGCUAUGCUCCAGCUAUUGCCCAUGGAUAUGCCGCUGCACCAGCCCAAUAUUAUUCUCACGGUUAUGCAGCUUCAGCUCCAGUUUUAUCUCACGGUUAUGCUUCAGCUCCAAGUUAUAUCUCAGCUGGUCCAGCUAUAUCACAUGGUUAUCAUUCUUAUGCUGCUGCACCAGCUAUUCAAUCUUAUAUUGCUCAAGCUCCAGCUACUUUGAAACUUGCUCCAGCACCAGCUUAUUCUUCGGGAUACAUUCAACAUGCUCCAGCUUAUUCACAAAGCUAUGUUUCAGCUCCACAAUCAUAUAAAAUUGCUGCUUCUCCUGCUAUUGGUUAUGCAGCUCAUGCUCCACAUGGUCUUGGACUUGGAUUAGCUGCUGCCCAUUAUGCUGCACCCGCUUAUGCUGCACCUGCUUAUGCUGCCCAUGCUUAUGCUCCAGCUCCAGCACUUAUCAAAGCCGCCCCAGCUUUAGUGCAUACAUCUGUCGCCGGACAUGGCAUCCAUUAUGCAUAUUAAAUGAUAUAAUAAUGUUGACUUUACCAUCGUGGUACUUUAUUGUGUAUGUGUGUGUGUAUUUAUUAUACACAAACAGUGCAUUAAUGUACUUCACAAAAAAAAAAAUAAAACAAAACAAAAA